Molecule: messenger RNA, 2369 nt
Organism: Strongylocentrotus purpuratus (purple sea urchin)
Lineage: Eukaryota; Metazoa; Echinodermata; Echinoidea; Camarodonta; Strongylocentrotidae
Product: V-type proton ATPase subunit G
Exons: 3
Coding region: 33-416 (127 amino acids)
Biological process (GO): proton transmembrane transport
Cellular component (GO): vacuolar proton-transporting V-type ATPase complex
Molecular function (GO): proton-transporting ATPase activity, rotational mechanism
Source: RefSeq, a predicted model, not a curated record
CUUGAAUACUUUGAACUGAUUGCGUAAUCGCGAUGAUGAACGAAGAGAGUUCAUCAAAAUCCAAAAUGGCCGCACAGACACCAGGAAUCCAGCAGCUCUUGCAGGCAGAAAAGAGGGCAGCCGACAGGGUUGCAGAAGCCAGAAAACGAAAAGCUAGGAGGUUAAAGCAAGCCAAAGAAGAGGCGCAGCAGGAAAUAGAAGCGUACAAGAAAGAAAGGGAGCUACAGUUUGAAGAUAUUCAACAAAAGUAUUUAGGUUCAAAGGGAGACCAGGCCCGCGAGAUCGAGAUCCAGACCGCUGCAAAGAUUCAGGAAAUCAACCAGAGGGUUGGCCAAAAGCGAGGACAGGUCCUAAAUGAUCUAUUUGAAAUGGUCUUUGACAUCAAACCAGAGCUACAUCAGAACCUCCAGUUGUGAUUUAUAAUAUGCAUAAUGUAUCUUCUAUCGGCAAUAUAAUUUUAGACCACUGUGGCCCAUAUUCUCGAAAAUUCAACCCUGCCUAAUCUAUCAACCCUUUGCCACAGGGAAGUGAGUGGCUCGUGUAUCAGAGCUUACCGGAAUAAAUUCUAUGGUUACUUGGUUAAAUUACUGUUUAUCUUGUAACAGAAUGGAGAGGCAAAAUAAAGAUUUGUUAUGGAUUAAAAAUGAGAAAUUAAUUUCAUAGAGGUAAUGUUUUCCCCCAUUUAGGACCAGAAUUAUGGUUGUAUGAACAGGAAAAUGUUGUCAUUUGGCACUCUAUUAAUUGGUGGACUAACUCUUUGCUCUGAGGCGUAAAUAAGAUGUUGUCUAAAGUUGUCUGAGAAUACUUGUCAAAGGGUUAAAAGUAAUAUGUUGAAGGAUUUUAGCUUCCUCUUUUUAUGAAAUAUGUAGUAGAAAUAGUCAUGUAUGUAGCUAUAGGUACUUCUCUUUGUAUUAUUUGGUGUUAUUGGUUCAUUUGGUUGGUUGUAUCAGUUUGGAAAGUUUGUGUAAAGCAGGGGAUCAUUGCAACAAAAGGCAAAAGGGAAACAAAGGCUCGCAUUUAACAGUACCGGUAAUCAAAAAAUCAAAGUGAUUCAUAAUUUGUUACAACUUGUACAGAUAGCUACGCAAAGGUGUUGUGGUCGGGUUGAUAAGUCUCCGGACUAUUAACCACAAUAUACAAGGUUCCACUACCUGCCACGGCACGUCAUUUGGCAAGAAAUUAAUCUGUAUUUCGCACACAUUUUGUGCCUGGUAGGAUGUACUGAGGGCUAUGGUUGCCGGAGCUAAAGCUUGAUUAGUGACAUCCAAAAUCCUUUGGAAAUGCAUAGAAACACUAAAUCAUAAUGUGAUAUGCACCAUACUAGAAUUGCAUAUGAUCUUAAUACUGUUGACAUGUAAUGUUUGGUCCAAAGAAUAGAUUUUAAUCAACUAUGCCAAAAUGAUGAAUAACCUGAAUUACUUUUUGCACUGGUAACAAUGCUCUGCGUGCUGUACAUUCUGAAGUGGUAAUUUCUAAAGUUACCAGCAGCUACUGCCCUUUACUGUUAAAUCAUGACGAGAAAUACAAAGUAAUGAGUUUUAUUUCAGUAUUAGUUUGUGAACAAGUUAUAUUUUGUGCCUUGUGUUGUUUGUGGAUAUGAGUACACCUUCAUGAAUUUGUGAAGGAGAAACAUGAACAUUCCAUUCAUAAUUAAUCAACGUACAUCUCAUUAUUAAAUAUUUAAAAAAGAGAAAAGAAACGGACAUCUUUUAUGGCAUUUAUUAGUUAUGGGAGGUUAUACUAGGAUUGUUACUACUUUUGAUAAAAAUCACUCAUAUAAUUUGAUGGGUUCCUUAAUCUGUAAUUCUUCGAUUAUUGUUAGCUUUUACAGUGUGUGGGCCACUAAGUUUAGAAAUGCGUACCUCAAAGAACCUUUUGUGAGACAAGUUUUUUUUUUUUUUUACAAUUAUCAUCGAGAAACUCUUCAUUAAAAUUACAGGGGUUGUCUCUCAGACAUCUAAAUUCUCAAUCCAGAAAUCUGUGAUGAAAGACAAGCUUUUCAUCGUCCAGAAAAAAGACUUGAUCAGAAUUUGGAUGGCUUAAGUUGAAAACAGCUCUGAAAGAGUUAAGAAUACUGACAGGAGUGCUCACUUCACUCAAUUUGUUUAGGCAUAAAUAUUAAAUGCAGAGUUGUUUCUUUAAAGACCUCUUCAGUUGGAGAGAAUUAUUGUCUUUUCUCUCUUUCUUUUUUCUUUUACUCUAAAAAAAUUAAUUCAAGAUUUACUUUGUUUGAAGCCCCAAAUGACAGUGUAUGUAUGAAAUGUUGUAUGAUUUUGUUAAAACAUAUAUAUAUUGUCCAUUUUAUGUCAACAUUAUAUCAGUACACCCUAUUAAGAAAAAAUAUAUAAAUGUUAUAUUACCAUCAUAAA